Aricia agestis (brown argus) is the source of this 842-nucleotide messenger RNA. RefSeq lists its product as uncharacterized. Bases 50 to 727 code for a protein of 225 amino acids. Lineage: Eukaryota; Metazoa; Arthropoda; Insecta; Lepidoptera; Lycaenidae. The transcript has 2 exons. The record is from RefSeq and is a predicted model, not a curated record.
GAUUCGCAUCGCCGACUUUUUGCAAAUUAUAUAAAUAUUACUCAGUUUUAUGAUGGAUUAUCAAAGCAAAUUUAGUAACGAUUUUGCGGAGUACCUUAACUCGAUGGUCAAAUUGGAUGAAUUACAAAAAAUGACUGAAAAUUUGGAUCAAGAACUGAAGGACUCCCAAAGUGUUCUAAAUGAAAUUAAAAACGUUUUCGACAACUUACCAACCGCCAAUGUGCAAUCCUGUAACAGCGGUCAAGAUAAUGUUUCGCAGAUACUUGCCGCCGACGUUCCAAAACUUCUGUUCCCGGGCGAGACAAAAACUACGAACGACAUAGACCUGGACAGGCUCAUCGCCACCAUGAGACUUUACGUGGAGGACCUAAAGAAGAAUUUCGCCGUGCCAGAACCCAGGGAGCAGCAAGCUCCACCGCCUAUCGACAACUUGGACUUAACGCCGUACGCAUCGAGUCUGGAUCAACUGGUGAAACAGAUUUCCAAGAUGAAAUUGAGUGCCCCCGAAACACAAAGGAACGACGAGUUGGAGGCGAAGCUAAACCACCUCUGCCAAGAUGUGAACUUGUUCACACAGAUGGUUGAAGCUAAAACCAAGUUGAGUGAAACAAACAAAAAUUGGGCACCCAUACAACAAGAAAACUUGUCUCUGUGCUAUGAUGAUAUGAUCAGCAACCUACUAUCAAGAAUAAAUGAGGUGACAUAUUUGCUCAAGACUAAGAACUAAGCUGGAAACAUUCUGCCAGGGCUUUUAGUUUUUAAGUAUUUAGUUUAUAGCACAACUCACCAACAAAUUGAACACAAUUUGCUUUAGGAAUGAAAUUAAAUAAUUUAUGCUAUUU